AUGCUAUACGGCCAAAAUUUACCAUGGCGGCUUGCGCUCCGGAACACAGCACGGGGGGCUGCUAGACAGAGCUCGAGUCUCUCCAGCAGACUACAUACUACAUCUUAUCGUUUUCGGAUACUUGCUGUGACGUCCUCGUCUUUACAGUCUUCCCUUCCAGCUCAAGCGGUAUGGGGGAGCUCGAGGUUCUCCACUUUACCUGCACGGAGGAAAGACGAGCCCAAAUUUUCGAAGGACGCAGUAAAGGAGAAUGUAGAGGAAAAUACGAACGACAAAAUCGAGUCGCCAAAGGAAGCCAGUGGCGACAGUGUAGCCGAGACGAAAAAUAAAGCACCCGAACCGACUUCACAGGGUGGUAAUUCGACUGGGGGCGCAGCAGAUGGCAAGGCAAGCAGUGCUGGAUCUGGAGGAUCUGGUGACUCGGGGAGCGGAGAUGGCGGAAAGAAAGGGCGGAAGCCCUCUGCUGAGAAGGCUUUACAGAAAGCUACGGUUCCGGACGUCUAUCCGCAGGUUAUGUGUCUCCCGAUCUCGAAACGACCUCUGUUCCCAGGAUUCUAUAAGGCGAUUACGGUUCGGGACCCCAAUGUCGUUGCUGCGAUACAGGAGAUGAUUAAGAGAGGACAACCUUACAUUGGGGCAUUUCUUUUCAAGGAUGAGAAUGCGGACGGGGAUGUGAUCGAGAAUAUAAAUCAAGUGCAUGACGUGGGGGUUUUUGCGCAGAUUACCAGUGCAUUCCCGGUGCAUGGCGACGAAGGUGCGCUCACUGCGGUUUUCUACCCGCAUAGAAGGAUCAAGAUGUCGGCACUUAUUAGCAAUGCGGAUGGGGCCACGGCCGCGGAGGCUAAGAAUAAGGAAGGGACUCCUCCAGAUGCUCCAGUGAUACCUGAUGUCAUUCCACCAACGUCAGCGAAGGAGGAGAUAUCGCCAGACAAGAAGGGUGAUGUGGUGGCUAGUUUUGAGGAGAGUGCCGUGCAGCAGAAAGCCAAUGAUACACCCGCCGCUUACGACCCGACAUCAUUCUUGCGGAAAUAUCCUGUCAGCCUGGCCAAGGUGGAGAACCUCGCAGAAGAACCGUACGAUACGAAAAGCCCUGUUAUCCGAGCAAUUACAAAUGAAAUCAUCAAUGUCUUCAAGGAGGUAGCGGGAAUGAACUCCCUCUUCCGCGACCAAAUUUCAAGCUUUUCCAUGAGCCAGUCCGCAGGCAAUGUGAUGCAAGAGCCCGCUAAGCUCGCCGAUUUUGCUGCUGCAGUAUCAGCGGGCGAGGUUGCUGAGCUACAAGAAGUGCUGGAGACUCUGAAUGUCGAAGACAGACUGCAGAAGGCGCUUGUUGUUCUGAAGAAGGAGCUUAUGAACGCGCAGCUGCAGUCCAAGAUCACCAAGGAUGUCGAGAAAUCGAUUCAGAAGAGGCAGCGAGAAUACUGGUUAAUGGAGCAGAUGAAGGGCAUUCGGAGAGAACUUGGCAUCGAAUCUGAUGGAAAGGAUAAGCUUGUUGAGAAAUUCAAGGAGAGAGGGCAAAAGCUUGCGAUGCCAGAGCCAGUCAAGAAAGUCUUUGACGAGGAGCUGAACAAGCUAGCUCAUCUGGAACCAGCCGCUUCGGAGUUUAAUGUGACGAGAAACUACUUGGACUGGUUGACUCAGAUCCCCUGGGGCCAGCGAAGUGCAGAAAACUUUGGAAUAACCAAUGCCAUGACGGUUCUGGACGAGGAUCAUCACGGUCUGAAGGACGUCAAGGACCGCAUUCUGGAGUUCAUCGCGGUGGGAAAGCUGAGAGGAACUGUGGAAGGCAAGAUCUUGUGUUUUGUCGGCCCUCCCGGAGUUGGAAAGACCAGUAUUGGAAAGAGCAUCGCCAGAGCUCUCAACAGGCAGUACUACAGAUUCAGUGUGGGAGGUCUCACCGAUGUUGCGGAGAUCAAGGGUCAUCGAAGGACCUACGUUGGUGCAUUACCUGGACGAAUCAUCCAGGCUUUGAAGAAGUGCCAGUCUGAAAAUCCAUUGAUUUUAAUUGAUGAGAUUGAUAAGAUCGGGCGAGGCCACCAAGGCGACCCCGCAUCCGCUUUAUUGGAACUGCUCGACCCAGAACAGAACAACUCGUUCUUGGACCACUACCUGGAUGUCCCUGUUGACCUGUCCAAAGUCCUUUUUGUUUGCACAGCUAACAUGACCGAUACGAUCCCACGACCGCUGCUUGACCGAAUGGAAAUGAUCGAAUUAUCUGGAUAUGUUGCCGAUGAGAAGAUGGCAAUCGCUGAGCGAUACCUGGGACCAGCUGCCAAAGAGCUUGCUGGAUUGAAGGAUGUCGACGUUAAUCUAAGAAAAGACGCCAUCGAAGAACUUAUUAACAAGUACUGUCGGGAGUCUGGGGUUCGAAAUCUCAAGAAGCAGAUCGAGAAAGUAUACCGCAAGUCAGCAUUGAAGAUCGUGCAAGACCUUGGCGAGAGCGCGUUUCCGGAAGAUGAGGCUUUAACCGAGGAAGGAAAGGCAGCCCAAGAGGAGUCGAAGAAAGACGAGACCGAUGUCAAGGCGACUUCGGAGAAUGUCGAAAAGGAGACUACAGAAGUCCCUCGGGUCAGCCUUAAGGUUCCUGACUCUGUGCACGUAAACAUCGACAGGCAAAACCUGAAGGACUACGUUGGUCCUCCGGUCUUCACCUCUGAUCGAUUGUACGACGUAACUCCGCCAGGGGUUGCUAUGGGUCUUGCGUGGACACAGAUGGGAGGGGCCGCUCUGUACGUUGAAUCGAUCCUGGAAAGUGCUCUCAGUCGAGAUUCUCGCCCUGGACUUGCGGUGACUGGAAAUCUCAAAGCUGUCAUGAAGGAAUCGACUUCCAUCGCAUACUCUUUUUCCAAGUCGGUAUUAGCGAAGCAAUUCCCCGAUAACCGCUUCUUCGACAAGGCAAAGGUGCAUCUUCACUGCCCCGAAGGUGCUGUUCAAAAGGAUGGACCCUCGGCAGGCAUCACAAUGGCGACAUCGUUGCUUUCGUUGGCUUUGAAUCAGCCGCUGGAUCCGACUAUUGCCAUGACCGGUGAACUGACUGUUACUGGAAAAGUUUUAAGAAUUGGUGGUCUUCGCGAAAAGACUGUAGCUGCGCGUCGAGCUGGAUCCAAAAUGAUCAUCUUUCCAGCUGACAACAUGUCUGAUUGGCUAGAACUUCCAGAGAACAUCAAGGAAGGAAUUGAGGGGCACCCAGCAAGCUGGUACUCGGACGUCUUUGGCCUCGUCUUCCCUAACCUCGAUACCAAGAAAGCCAAUAAGCUGUGGAAAGACCAGCUGUCAAAAAAGAAGAGCAGAGAUGACGACAGCGAAGAUGACGAUUGA
Drepanopeziza brunnea f. sp. 'multigermtubi' MB_m1 is the source of this 3315-nucleotide messenger RNA. RefSeq lists its product as uncharacterized. The record is from RefSeq and is a predicted model, not a curated record. Gene Ontology annotation, biological process: chaperone-mediated protein complex assembly; protein quality control for misfolded or incompletely synthesized proteins; protein catabolic process. Lineage: Eukaryota; Fungi; Ascomycota; Leotiomycetes; Helotiales; Drepanopezizaceae. Gene Ontology annotation, molecular function: single-stranded DNA binding; serine-type endopeptidase activity; ATP-dependent peptidase activity. Gene Ontology annotation, cellular component: mitochondrial matrix.